Messenger RNA from Ornithorhynchus anatinus (platypus), 1894 nucleotides. It is a transcript of the gene NT5C1A, whose product is annotated as 5'-nucleotidase, cytosolic IA. The record is from RefSeq and is a predicted model, not a curated record. Lineage: Eukaryota; Metazoa; Chordata; Mammalia; Monotremata; Ornithorhynchidae. Gene Ontology annotation, cellular component: cytosol; cytoplasm. Gene Ontology annotation, biological process: adenosine metabolic process; nucleotide metabolic process. The transcript is spliced from 6 exons. Bases 569 to 1729 code for a protein of 386 amino acids. Gene Ontology annotation, molecular function: 5'-nucleotidase activity; nucleotide binding; magnesium ion binding.
CCCCCCACCCCCACUCUCACACACACACACAGACACACACACACACACACUCCCUCUCAUACACAAACAUGCGUAUACGGUUGCUCCAGUGCAGCCGCUGAAGCUGAUUUUCCCCGUCUCUCUCUCUCUCUCUCCCUCUCUCCCUUUCUCUUUUUCACCUACAGACAUACACAGAUCCAUCCACCCAUCCAUCCAGACGUAUGCGAUUGCUCCCGUGCAGCCGUUGAAGCUGAUUUUUCCCGUCUCUCUCUCUCUCGCAUACACACAUAAAUCCAUAUAUAUACACACACAUACGGUUGCUCCUGUGCAGCCGCUGAAGCUGAUUUUCCCUGUCUGUCUCUCUCUCUCUUUUUCAUGUACAUACACAGAUACAUACAUAGAUACAUACAUACAUAGAUACAUACAUACAUAGAUACAAACAUACGCGAUCGCUCCUGUGCCACCGUUGAAGCUGAUUUUCCGGACCUCUCCUCUCUUCUCCUCCUCCUCCUCCUCCUCCUCUUCUCCAGGCUCGGGGCGGGACGCCCCCGUCACCCCCUUUCCCCUCCCCGCAGGUCCCCAGGCCACGAUGAACCCCGGAGUUCCCGGCCAGCCGCCGGGGUCGGGGUCGGGGUCGGGGUCCGGGGGGAAAGGCCCGUCGGGAGCCGGCCUUCCCACCCCGGUCGUCGGAGCCCCAAAGGAGCCCGGAGGGAGGCCGCAGUGGGAGGAGGCCCGGACUUUCUAUGACAGCCUCACCCCCAAGAAGAAGCCCAAAUCACCAAAACCUCAGAAUGCCAUCACCAUUGCCGUGUCCUCCCGGGCCCUGUUCCGCAUGGAGGAGGAGCAGAAGAUCUACACCGAGCGGGGCGUGGAAGACUAUGUGAAGUAUCAGCUGGACCACGAGAACGAGCCCCUCCGGCCGGGGGCCGCCUUCCCCUUCGUCAAGGCCCUGGAGGCUGUGAACACCCGACUGCGGGAACUGUACCCAGACAGCGAGGACCUCUUCGACAUCGUCCUCAUGACCAACAACCACGCCCAGGUCGGCGUCCGCCUCAUCAACAGCAUCAACCAUUACAACCUGUUCAUCGAGAGGUUCUGCAUGACCGGAGGCAACAGCCCCAUCUGCUACCUGAAGGCCUACCACACCAAUCUGUACCUCUCCUCCGAUGCUGAGAAAGUGAGUGAGGCCAUUGAAGAGGGCAUAGCAGCGGCCACCAUCUUCAACCCCAGCAAGGACGUGGAGGUGUCGGAGAGUCAGCUCCGGGUGGCCUUUGACGGGGACGCCGUCCUCUUCUCAGACGAAUCGGAGCAGAUUGUCAAGGCCCACGGGCUGGACAUGUUUUUUGAACACGAGAAAGCUUAUGAAAACAAGCCACUUGCUCAGGGCCCGCUCAAGGGUUUCCUGGAGGCCCUGGGGAAGCUGCAGAAGAAGUUCUACUCCAAGGGCCUGCGGCUGGAGUGCCCGAUCCGGACCUACCUGGUGACGGCCCGCAGCGCGGCCAGCUCGGGAGCCCGGGCCCUCAAGACCCUGCGCAGCUGGGGGCUGGAGACGGACGAGGCCCUCUUCCUUGCCGGUGCCCCCAAGGGGCCCCUCCUGGAGAAGAUCCGCCCCCACAUCUUCUUCGACGACCAGAUGUUCCACGUGGCCGGGGCCCAGGAGAUGGGCACCGUGGCCGCCCACGUCCCCUACGGCGUAGCCCAGAAGUCCAAACGGACUGUGCCGGACAGACAGGCCCAGGGGGCCAAGUAGAUCCGGGGCUCUGCUCCUGAGGACACGUCCGGGCAGGGGGGAGGGCAGAAGGGGAUGGGCGGCACCCCUGAUCCUGCUGUGUCUGCUGGGGCCCGGGGUUGGGGGAAGGUCAAUCAGUCAAUGGUAUUGGCUGAGUACACUGUGUGCAGAGCACUGUACUGAGCG